AUGGAAACGGAAGAGUUCGAAGAAGAGCCAAAGGAAAGGAUGCUUGUACAAGUACUCGAGUAUGGAUGCGCGGCGGCCUGCUGCGCGACGGCGGCGGCGCUGGCCCUCUGGAUCCUCUGGCUGGGCCGCAGGGGCGGCUCGGAGCACGCGCGCCAGCUGCGGUCGCUGGAGCUGAGCCACUCGGUGGUGACCAGCAGCGGCAGCUUGCGCGGGCUGUGGGUGGACGACGGCAGCAACGGCAGCGCGCUAGCCUUCUACGGCGUGCCCUACGCCGAGCCCCCUCUCGGAGCCGCCCGAUUCCAGAGGCCCACGCCCGUGCGACCGUGGACCGGGGAACUCAGGGCCACGUACAAGGCGCCACCCUGUCCACCCCAAUGGCUGCGCGCCGCAGAGCGUCCGCAAGGCAAGCUGGGACCAGACUGGACCGAGGACUGCCUACACGUCAACAUAUGGACUCCGGGACUGAGCCCGGCCAAGCUGAGGCCAGUGGUGGUGCUCUUGCACGGCGGACACUUCACGCACGGCUCCAACAGGCUGCGGCAGUACGACGGAGCCGGGAUGGCCACGCGCUGCGACUGCGUCGUCGCUGUGCCCAACUACAGACUGGGGGUGUUCGGCUUCCUGUUCGGCAACGUGUCCAGCUUCCCCGGCAACCAAGGUCUCUGGGACCAGCACCUGGCCCUGCAGUGGCUCAAGCGAAAUGCGGCCGCCUUCGGUGGGGACCCGCGCAACCUCGUCCUCUGGGGCGUCGACGCGGGCGCCAUCAGCGCCGGCCUCCACAUCCUCUCCCCGCUCGGUGGCGUCUCGCUCUUCUCCAGAGCCGUGCUGCAGGGCGGGUCCCCGCUGUCCUGCCUGGGGGAGUGCGCGGACGCCGAGAACGUGCGGCUCAGUGUGGCCAAGCUGUGCGCGUCACCUGACGAGGCCGAAGACGAGCGUCGCGCCUUGGCCUGCCUCCAGGCGGCGCUCGCAGCGGCACUGGUGACACUGCCCGUGGAUGACUAUUUCGCGCAGACUUUGAGUCCGUUCCUGCCCACGUACGGUGACCCGCUGGUGCCCGUUGACCCCAAGGUGCUGGCGUACCAGAGGCGGCCCCUUGUGGCCUCUGGUGGCGCAGCGGGCCGCCACGUUGGCGCGCCGCUGUCUGUCCUGGUGGGCUUCGCUCGGGGCGAGGGCCAGCACUUCCUCGCGCGCUUCUUGGACGCCUCGACGAACGGCACCUGGGCGCACUUCACGCCCGACCAGCACCGCAGCACCGCCUCCGCCCUGUUCACGUUCACCUUCGGCGAGGAGAUCUUGGAGGCCGAGAGCCUGCACACAGACCUCGAGUCGCUGAACGACCCGCAGCGCGUGUUCCGCCACUACGGGGCGCUGCUGGACGACGCGCUGUACGUGUGUCCCGCGCUGGCGUUCGCCGAGUACCUGUCGGACGCUGGCCUGGUACACGUGUACGAGUUCGCGCUGGUGGACCACGAGAACGGCACGCCGCCGCAGGCGCCGCAGCACAGUGACGACUUCGACGCUGCCUUUCAUUACGGCGCCGAUGACUACCUCGAGCCUCAGGGUGCGGGAGCCUUCGCGGACGCCGUAAUUGCCUUCAUCAGCGCAGGACUGGAACACCUUCUCCCACGCCGUCCAACGCAUUUUUGGCCGACAGACAGAUCAACGCAGAGGCCACAUUUUGGGAGUUUUGCCGGCAUUCGUUGCUGCUUGAGCUGCACGGCGGCACCUGUGGUGUUCCGUUCGACGAAGCCGUCUUUCCGGCCGUUUCCAACCUCGACUGGCGCCGAAAGGAAACUGUACGACUAGGAGCGCCUUCCUUUCGAUCACAACCGCGAUUAUCGACAAUAGUGUAACAUACAACGGUGGUAACGCCUUGUUUAUGUGCGGAAAAUGUCGCUCUUGGACCUCUCUUAACAAAAAUUCCCCUUCCCAGAACAUUCUUGUAGCACUUAGCUUAAGAAAGUCACAAAGUAGGUGAGGUGACUACCCAACCCUCAAUAUAUGAGCCGCUGCGUAAGGAAAACAACAUGCGCAGAGAAGAUACACGACGCGGCACAGGUAGCCUACUUAAUGCAAACGUGACGUGAACGUGGGUAUAUGCAAACUAAAGCACGCGCUUGCAAACAACUUGAACACACGCGUGCACGUGAAAGGGGCAUUAGACGCCAGUUCGCAGUCCUCUAUGAUAAGGAGCUUUGUUGUAUGCAAAGGUCGUAUUAGCAUGGCAGCACUGUUCUUGAGUCGCACAAAAGCGGGAGGCAUUCGAUGGGUAUAUUUUGCUUUGAACGACUGAUUAAAUCUUGCGUUUUUUUUUC
Messenger RNA from Dermacentor albipictus, 2315 nucleotides. The record is from RefSeq and is a predicted model, not a curated record. Lineage: Eukaryota; Metazoa; Arthropoda; Arachnida; Ixodida; Ixodidae.